AUGAUUACCAACGGGGCACUGGGUGACGGGACAAUCGAUCCGCUUGUUCUCCGCCUCGAGCCCCAGGAGUACAGCAUCAGCGCUUCAGAUAUGAACCCCAUGCCCCAGGCGGGCUUACACGCGCACUCGUUGCAGCAGGAUCUUGAGCAUCAGGACGACCAGGGUGCCGAAGCUGCAACAUCCUAUCACCAUUCUGAUAGCGGUUCUUAUGUCCAGGGGUAUGACUUGCAACCGGUGGAUGUGUGGGCUCAGCAAGGGACCUGCAGCGACCUGAUUAGCGGCUCCCUGCCCAACUACACGGAUGCCUUUCUCGCCGCGCUGGAACACGACGGUGCCAAGGGCUGGAAGUUCCCAGAGUAUUACAUGCCUUGGGAUGGGCAGCUGCAUAGAGCUCCCAAUGGGCUGUAUUACUGUCCUGAGUAUGCGUGCGCGAAUAGGCCUGGAGAUGAGUUUAGCAGGGAUCUCCGACGACAUGCCAAAGGUCACUUCAGGCCAAUCGCUUGCCCUGUGUGUUGCUACCGGUCGAUCGAGCAGAAGGAGAUGAAGCGCCAUUUUCACGAAGUGCACGCUCAAAACCUGCCGCAACACGUGUGCCCCCAUCCGGGCUGUGGUCUGAACUACAAGCGUCUCUCCUCGGUGAGGCGACACGUUCAUGAGCGACACCCGGGCCUGGGCUACAAUGUCUAG
Messenger RNA from Akanthomyces muscarius, 687 nucleotides. RefSeq lists its product as uncharacterized. The transcript is spliced from 3 exons. Bases 1 to 687 code for a protein of 228 amino acids. The record is from RefSeq and is a predicted model, not a curated record. Lineage: Eukaryota; Fungi; Ascomycota; Sordariomycetes; Hypocreales; Cordycipitaceae.